This is a messenger RNA of Macadamia integrifolia, 2320 nucleotides long. Its product is annotated as ABSCISIC ACID-INSENSITIVE 5-like protein 2. Gene Ontology annotation, molecular function: DNA-binding transcription factor activity. The coding region runs from base 1043 to 2044 and encodes 333 amino acids. The transcript has 3 exons. Gene Ontology annotation, biological process: positive regulation of DNA-templated transcription. Lineage: Eukaryota; Viridiplantae; Streptophyta; Magnoliopsida; Proteales; Proteaceae. Gene Ontology annotation, cellular component: nucleus. The record is from RefSeq and is a predicted model, not a curated record.
UUUUUAUGAUGAAAAUUGGGAAUUUCGCUUUUGGUUCUAUCUCGCUUGUCCCACUGCAACUGUGUUGAUUCUAUAUAUAACGACUGAUGAAGAAUGGAGGUUUUCAAGAUUCAGAUCGGAUCCUUCUUAAGAUUCAGAUCAGAUCUUACUGCAAGUAAGUACAGUGGGUUGUUUUUAUUUUGUGGGUCAGAACAAGUGUGGAUUCUCUUGCACUCUUUGAGAAAUAGUAUUUUGGGGGAGAAUAGUGUUUUGGGGGAGAUUUGAUGGUUUUGCAUGAGAAGGGUUCUUCAGGGCUUUCCUGUUUUGUAGAAAAAUUUUCUGGGUUUUCUGUGUUUUUAUUGGAAAUGUCAUUAUUUGUUUCAUGCAAGGUGCGUUGAAGCCUUCUUUCCGGGUUUUGGGUUCCUGUGAAAUUUGAAUAAAAUUUCUUCGUCCACUUCUGUUUGCGCCUUUUAUGUUUUGAUCUUGGUUUUUGCCUUGGUUGGUAUAAAAGGCGUUUCUUUGUUUCAAUUUCUUUCUGUUUUGAGGGAAAUGAGAUCUUCUUUUCGGUUUUAUUUAAGUUUGCGUUGGAAGCAUUGAUGGCUGUUCAACUUUGGUUUCAAGUUCGAAGUUGGGGAUUGGGGUCAAUGUCCUUUUAGAGGUUAGUCAAUAUAGAUUAGUAGGGGAUUCCUUUUUAAUUUUUUCUUAUCCAACAGUGUGGAAUCUUUAGCUCGUUUUAGAAUCUUGAUUUGGUGACACCCUUUUUUAAAAAAUUUCAGGGUAGAGAAGAGGACACACAUUUAGCUCAUUCGGAAAUUGGGUGGUGGAUUGGUGUGUUUGAUGUAAUUUCUGGGCUUUUCAGGUUUGUCUUUUUUUUUUUUCCCCAUUAUAUCUGGUUUGGUGUUUUGAAAACCUUUGGUGGGUGUGUAUUUGCAGUUGAGGUGGAUCUAUUAACUGGCAGAAAACGAAACUUGCCUAUUGUCGAUUCUAGGGUUUCUAGGGUUUUUGCCAUAGGGUUUUUAGUUUUGGGGUUUGGAAUGAUGGUUUUAGGGUGACUGUUCGUUGAAUGGGGAUUCAGACAAUGGGGUCUCAAGGUGGUGGGGGUGGUGGUGGGCAGCAGUUGGCUCGUCAAAGCUCGUUGUAUACACUUACUCUAGAUGAGGUUCAGAAUCAAUUAGGUGACCUGGGGAAACCGCUGAGCAGCAUGAACUUGGAUGAGCUUCUCAAGAAUGUGUGGACGGCUGAGGCUAACCAGGCCAUGGGAAUGGAUGCUGAGAAUGUUACCUCGGCUGGACAACUUGUUUCAGCUUCUGCUUCGGCUUCGGUUUCGGUUUCAGCCCUGCAGCGUCAGGCGAGCCUGACAUUAAGUAGAGCUCUGAGCAAGAAGACUGUAGAUGAAGUUUGGAGAGAUAUCCAAGGGCAGAAGAAGAACAAUGAAGAGAAAAAAGUCCAGGAAAGGCAGCCUACUUUGGGGGAGAUGACAUUGGAAGACUUCUUGGUGAAAGCAGGUGUUGUUGCUGAAGCUUCAACUGAGAAACAGAAUGCUGGGCCUGCCAUGGGGGCUGAUUCAAUGGCUGUGUCUCCACAAAGUUUCCCACAACAAGCUCAGUGGUUGCAGUACCAGAUCCCUUCAGUGCAGCAGCAGCAACAGCAGCAGCCACAGCAACAACAUCCGCAGCAAAAGAUGAUGGGUAUUUAUAUGCCAGCCUGUCCAGUUCCACCGCCUUUGGAUGUGGCGUAUCCUGACAGCCAAUUGGCUAUAUCACCCCCUUUGAUGGGCACAUUAUCAGAUACACAGACACCAGGCCGGAAACGGGUUGCCCCAGGAGAGGUCAUGGAGAAGACUGUUGAGAGGAGACAGAAGAGAAUGAUCAAGAAUAGGGAGUCUGCAGCCCGAUCACGAGCUAGGAAGCAGGCAUACACAAAUGAGCUGGAGAACAAAGUUUCACGUCUGGAAGAGGAGAAUGAAAGGCUUAAGAAACAAAAGGAACUGGAGAAGAUGUUGCCAUGUGCACCGCCACCUGAACCUAAGUAUCAACUUCGAAGGACGAGCUCUGCCCCUUUCUGACUAGUGUGUUUAUAUGAAAGUUUUGUAGAAUUGUGUGGGGUAUAUUUCCUUGGAUGGUUCCACUAAAAUCACUGGAUAACCCUUGUUUCCAAACCUCCAUACAUGUUGGGCUAUCGUUGUAAAUUUAUGGGAAGGGCCUUGGAACUUUUCUUCUCAGAGGUGCUUGUUGCUUCUCUGCUGUUGUUACUCUUUGCUUUUCCCUACAUGAGGUGUUGAGCUUAUGUACAUUUAUUAAUAACUUGAAGUUUAUCAGAUGCAGUAAUUGGAUUUGGUGUA